This is a messenger RNA of Gymnogyps californianus (California condor), 795 nucleotides long. It is a transcript of the gene IRAK1BP1, whose product is annotated as interleukin 1 receptor associated kinase 1 binding protein 1. Gene Ontology annotation, biological process: canonical NF-kappaB signal transduction; immune response. Lineage: Eukaryota; Metazoa; Chordata; Aves; Accipitriformes; Cathartidae. The transcript has 4 exons. The record is from RefSeq and is a predicted model, not a curated record. Bases 1 to 753 code for a protein of 250 amino acids.
AUGGCGCUGCCCGCGCCGCCCCCCGCCCGCGUCUUCGCCGAGCUCGUCCCGGCCCAGGCCUCGACCCCAACCCCGGCACCAGCCCCGGCGGGACGCGGCGGCCCCCCGGCGCCGUCCGGGCGGGAGGUGCACGUGAGCGGCAGCGCGGAGCUGAGCGCCGGCCCGGACCGGGCGCGGGUGUCGUUGCGGCUGGGCAGCCGGAAGGGGGCGGCCGGGGCGGCGCGGAGCAGCGUGUCCCGCCGGCUGGAGUACAUCGCCCAGAGCGCCCGACAGCGCGGCGUCCCGGAAGAAAAUAUGACUGUAACAGAGGAUUUUAGUAGAGUAGAAAAUACUUACCAAAUGGAAGCAGAGGUCUGUAUUAUAUUCAGCGAUUUUGGAAAAAUGCAGAAUGUUUGCAAUCUACUCAUUGAAAAGUUAGGAACCUCCGUUACCAUCAGUCCACCUCAUUUCUACCAUACACCAGAAGCUGUAGACGCCCUUCGCCGUCAAGUAUGCGUUGCUGCUGUUGGAAACACACGCCGGAAAGCUCAAGAAGUCUGUCGACUGUUUGGCCAGUCAUUAGGAAAACCCCUCUUAAUAAGAGAAGAAGAAACAAAAGAAUGGGGAGGCCACAUAGACAGUCAUCUGUCAAACUCCUCAGAUUCACUGACUCUACAGGAAAGAAUCCAGAAUGCUACUGCUCAUGCUUCUUGUAGAGUGUUUGCUGUGUUUGAGAUAAAGGGAAAAGAAAACAGAAGAAGCAAGUUGCUCUAGAAACUUUCAAAUCCUACACAUUUUCAUAAUAAAUUUUUUAUG